UAUUUCAUCUUUAAUUCAUACUUAAGUAAGUAUUAAUUCAGGUAUUAGUGCAUGAUUAUUCAUGUACAGUUAUUGUAAAGUGUUACCAUAUAACUUUAUCUAUUCCCAUUCUCAGCUUGAAUUGUUAUUUAUCUGCAACUAGGUACUAUAACUCUCUACUGACUUUACACUUCUAGUAACCCUGACUAGACCUGAGCACAGUAUUUUAUCCAACACAGUCUAACAGAAAAAAAACAUUCACAUUCAACUUAUUUACAGCAUUUUCUGUACAUUCAGUAUCAACGGUCUGGCACAAGCAUACAUUGCGUAACGUAUUAAACUUACAGACUCCAUAUGAGACGUUCUACACCAAUGUAUUUUUACCAAGCUAACCUCUAGCACUAUGCUCUUUGAGUAAGAUCUAUAUGCAUUAAAUAAUUUUACCUAUUUUUUAACAUAUUGAGCAUAAAGUUUGUGCUUUUCACAACAUAUCAUUAUGAUUAGGGCUCAUGAAACUUCUCUUCUUCUCUGCAAACACAAUCAGGCUUUCAAGUCACGUGGUAAUGCGGCACGGUAACACAAGUAUUUUUAAAAUGCGGGAAGUCCCUGUACUCUUAGAAGCCUAAAGAAUUUAUAGCUUAAAAGCUAUCUGCAUUUUGAAGAUACCUGUGUUACUGUGCCGCAUAACCAUCAUAAAUUGGUUAAUGAUCAAUAUGUUUAAAAGGAAGAUGUAAAAUUAUUUAUUAUAUUUAUUACAUUCUAUAUUACAUAUACAGUGGGGUCCAAACGUCUGAGAGCACUAGUGAAAAUGCUUCUCUUUUGCAUUCUUUUCUAAUUUAAUACAACAAUUUUCAUUAUUACAAAUUUUAUUAUUGACAGCAACUUGAGUAAAAAGUAGAAUCUUUGAGAUAUUUACAUGAAUUUUACAUGUAAAAUUUUCUUAGUAAACAAAGUAGCACUUCUUACCUUUAAAUGAGUUAAACUGUAUAUACAAGCACAAUGCUUUAGUUCCAUCAACAUACAGACAUCCGCUUAUUAAACCCAUAUCACUGACUAUACAGCUCACUGUUUUGAGGAGGACAAUGUACAUCACUCGUCACAAUUGCUAACAAAAGAUGGACAUCGAGGCAACUAUGUUUUUUUUUUCCCCACUCUGUAGCUCGAACGCAUGGAGGGGAAGUCGAGGGAAACCGAAUGCAGUGUAAAACCAUAUGGGGGCUUCAAGGACCCACUCUAUAGAAUCCCCAAAUGUUUUCAAGCUGUCUUGGUGCCUUACCGUUAGCUACCAUACAGCUGUUUACAAAGUUACACACAUAUACAGUACAAGCAUCAGACACACUGAGGUUCGUUUCAUAAACUACAGGGUGAAGACACACACACACACACACACACCAGCAAUUACAUAGGGUUACAGAUUAGCUAUGGUUAAUUUUGGGUUAGGUGUAGGAUUUGCCUAGGGUUAGGUUUGGGCUGUAGUUAGCGCUUGAAUCUGUUACAGCCCCUCCUCUUUCAUUAGGCAGGGCACAUCAUUUUGUCAAUUUUUGUUUUCCUGCCAUUUAAGAAAAAAACAAUAAUUUAAGUUAAAUUGUCUUGUCCUUACUUGGGCUUAUCAUAAUAUCCUUGUGAGGACUUUCCACGGACAUAAUUAUUAAUGCAGCUAAUUAACGCUAUGCUACACCAAAACAUAAUCCUAACCUUAACCUUAAUAACCAAAGGGAAAUCUUUUUUUUUUUUUUAAAUAAAAUCUGCAGUUCUUGUACAAAGCUGUUGUCAUCAUGGGGACCAGCCAAAUGUCCCUGCAAAGGUAAAACAGUCAGAUUGUACUUUCCUCCAACAAACCCUCCCCCGCUCCCUGCAAACACAAACACACACACACGAAACACACUUUAAUAUUACCGUUUAUUGCUCUUUGUAGUGGGUUUUUAUGUAUAAAACUGUUGAUUUAAUUAUUUUUAUUGGUGUCUUUGCUUUGCACUAUUUCUUUAUAUGUGCCUAAGAUUUUGCACAGUACUGUACAAGUGCGCGAGUGUGUACCUGUGUGUGUGUGCGCAUCUGUUUGUAUUGUAAGAUGAUAACGGUAAGUGUCUUCAUCUCCAAUCAUUAAUCUGAAUUAGCUAUUACUCCCUCGACAGGCACAUAUCUAUAAUGUAGUAAUGACCUAAAUAAUCUAAUGACAGCUCUCUUUCUUUCUGUAUUAUCAGUAUGAUGGAAUUAAAUUGCGUGCACACACACACACAGACCUGUGUAACCUGAGCUGGUAAUUCAAUUCCAAACUUGAACAAAUACUCUCUCUGCCGUUCUGUCUUGCCAAAGCAGUGGCACGUUAAUUGCAUUUUGGUUGAUCCACUUGUUUGAGGAGAAUUGAUUACAGAUUUUAAGCAUAUUUCACUUCUGUACAUGAGCGUGAGAGAGACAGGAUGCUCGGUGAUGGGGGAAUAUGAGUGAGGUUGAGAAACAAAGUGACAGAGACGUUGAUGGCAUAAUUGUGGAGAGGAAUAAAUGAGUGGAAAGAUGACAGGAGAAAAAAGCACAGUUAAGAGUCAGCAGAAAGCAAAGAAGGAGAGAGAGAGAGAGAGAGAGAGAGAGAGAGAGAUCAGACGCAGGUGAUCCAUCAGCAUCAUGGUCUCCCUGAGCAACUGAGAGCUCACAUUUCCUCUAAUCUUCUUCACCUCCUCCCUUACACUCCCAAAUCCAAACCCUUCCACUUAUAUUCACACAAGAUUCAGAGGAAAUCUCCCACGUGCUUAUGUUUCUCCCUACUUUCUACCCUUGAUGCAGGUAAAAAAAAAAAAAGCUCUCCGUAACCAUGGGGAUGGACAGUAAGGAGGCUAAGAAUGACGCGCGUGUAGAAGUAACCCUAUCUGAAGGCCCAGGUAAACAUAGCAGCCGUCUUAAAGAGACAGCACUCCGACCCAAAUUAUGUCAGUGUGUGGUAAACGGAGCAGUUAAAGGUGAUAAUUACCUUAUUUAAACGCUGUCUCUUUAAGAUUAGUGUGACGCUGAUGGGUUGUAAGUGGUCAUUAAAGCUUACAAAAAACCCAUCCAGGACUUGUGUGCUGUGCUCUGUGCUCUCAGCGUGUGCCUCCAGUUUAUUCCAUUCCUGUGUAUCGUGUGAUGCUGUGCAUCUUGUGACACUACAUAUCAUUACCUUUCCAUGAUUUCAACUGAAAGUGUCAAUCUAUUCCAGGUUGAGCUCGACGUUUGGAAGUCGUGUUGAGUCAAUAGAACACACGGUUAGCAAAUAAUGCAGUUAGAAGCUGUAUUUAGCGACACUGUAGUAUGUUGAGCUUUACAAUACUGAGCUAGAGAAUAGUAUUAGAGAUGAACUCUUGAUUUAAUGGGGAUUUUGUCUGUAUGAUGCUUGAGAACCAGGCAGUUUUAUUUUUACAUAACCCCUUCCACACACCCAGAAAGGUGUUAGUUGGGGUAUGGAGUAGUGUUAGACAGUGCUGUAGUAACUGAGUGCAAAAAAUCCAACUCGUCACAAUUUCUGUGACUCUAACACCAACUCAGAAUUUACAGGUUUGCAGAUUGGACUUUGAUUUAAUCAUUAGACUUCUUAGUCUUAAGUUUAGUAAACGGUGUUAAUCAGUAUCUCAGGUCGCAAGUAUUAGUGCUGUACACUGUGUCACAAUAUGACACAGGAGUUACAAUGACAUUAGGUGAGGGAGCUCUUCUUCCUUCAUGGAUACUAACAACAAUACCUUCCGUUCAGUGUAUGCGUUAUUAAAUGGAGAGCUCAACACUGAUAUCAUUUGUUAUAUCUCUUUAUGUGCUAUGUUUAAAUAAGGGCCAGCUUUUUAAAUCUUCAGCAUUCCAUGAUUGAUUGUCUGUUUGUCAGUUUUGGCAGUUUAUUGUCAGUUUUGGCAGUGAUAUUUUGAGGUUUAUUAACAGUAUAGAUUCAAAUGCAAGAAUCAUCAACAAUAAGCCAGUCCGGGUCAUACACAGGAUAACACAAUAACACAGUCCAAUCCACAAAGCCAAAGGUCAGGUCAAGGCCCAGGGAAUAGCAGGCACAUGGUUAAAAAAAAAAAAAAAAAAAAAAGAUACACUAAGACUAGGGCAAAUCCAAACAGAGAAUACAGGGAAACAAGGCAAAGGUCCUACACGAAAAUCACUCACGAUACAAAUGGCUCAGAAGCGUGAACAGGUGAAUUGUGAUGUAAGUGAGAGUCCAUGUGAUUUAUGUACUGUGUGGCCAAGAAAUGGAAAUGAUAAGUGAAGAAUUGUUCAAACUUUAUGGCAGUUUGCCCUCUGGUGGCAUGGUGGUGCAUUGUCCAUGGCUGGUAUGACAACUCGAAAGCCUUUAAACUAACACAUUUUUUAAACAUUUAUCAAUAUAGAUCUGCCCAUUUCUAUUAAAGAGAGCUUGUUUUCCAUUGUGAAUGAUUUCCAACUGCCAUUUUGCUCAAAUGUUCAGUUUCUUACAAGUAACCACAGAGCCAAGGAUUGGUAUUGGGCCAUGGGUUGUUUGUUAUUGCAUGGAAGACUCAUGUUUGAUGCUAACGAGAUCCUACUGCAACGCCCAUAUCAGAAUUCAACACUGAGGUGUUCAAAAAUCAGAGCAAAUCGGCUGGGCCUGAUACAUUCACAGUAGUGCUAAUGUCUAUUAUAUUCUUCAUUAUGAUAAAAAAUUAAGAUUAGAUUUAAUUAAGUUAAUUAAGUUAAAUGAGUCAGCAAAUAACUGUUACUGGCAUUUUAACAUUCUUAAUGUCUUGUAAGGGCUUGAUGACUCAGACUUAACUACUGAUGACUGGGACCUAAGAGUGCUUUCUGACUCCAGUAUAGCCUGAGAAUGAGCCACGUUACUGUAUCAUUUGAGUUGAGCUUAGCUGAUUAGAGGUGAAGUAUAGCUGUAAUGUGUUACUAUAGUUGUAGGUUUUGCGCUUUGGGUUAAGUAGGUUGGUUGGACUAUUAAUGCAGUGUGGUGUAUUUAGGAAUGUAAAUGUAUUGAUGCGUGUUGAUGCAUCAGUCUGACAGUGGUGAUAAAACUGCAUAGAUUUUUGGAAUGACAGAAUAGAUUGUAAUUGAUAUAUAAUGAUAUAAUGAACCUAUUUUUUUUUGGCCAAAAUAAUUCCCAGGCUAUUUUCGAAUGAUUUCAUAUGUGAUGAGAUUGAAAAUUUUGAUAUAUUGGGUUUAACGUCUGUAAAACACAGCUGUGUAUUUAGUGUCAUUUUAAAAUUUAUUUGAAUCAUACCAGCUUAAUUCAGUCAUACUGAAUCAGUAAGAGAUCUGAGAGUCAGGAUGCUUUAAUCAUUUUAAAUUUUAUUUUUAAUAUACGAUUUAUGAUGAAAAUGAGAUUGUUAUACAGUGGGUUCAGAAAGUAUUCAGGCCCCUACAGUUUUUGCAAACUUUAUUGUAUUGAUUUAAAAUGGAUUAAAUGUACUUUUUUAGCCAUUAAUCUGCACACAAUAAUCCAUAAUGCCAAAGCAAAAACGUGUUUUUUUCUUUGCCGAAGUGCAGCUGGUGUGACCACAGUUCUCCUGCGAGGGUCAGAAAUCAUUCAUGGUUUCAAGAGGGACAUUAGACAAGAGAUUUGUAAAAGGAUUAUAACAAAAAUGUGGUGUUAUGUUUCUUACUGUUCACAGCGUUCACCAUUCUGCACAGUUCGGCUGUAUUAUAAGACUGUUUUGUUUGGGGGGCACGAGUUCUCAAAAAAAUGCCUUCGGCUUAUGUUGUUGUUCACAGUAACAUAGCCCCCUUUUCCUAUUCCUUAAAUAUUGUCAAGCUGAUUAUCAUCAUUAGUCUAGAUGUACUGUGGUGUUCAGUGGAUUUGUCUCAGUUUUAUGAUGGUGUGGAGUGGUGUGAGUAGCCUCUGGUUGUAGUGUAGUAUUGAGUUGAGUGAUACAGAUGCAUUGAGCGGCACCAAAUGCCCCUGUCCUGGCAGAGUGCUGUCCAGUCCACUUCCACGCCUCAGUAACUGAACUCGCCCGCAGCACUAUACUGUACAAGUGAGUCAGGACAGAACCCGGCUGCAGCAUCAGACAAAGAGUAAGAGACAAUUAUUAACGUAUUACAUCUUCAAUCAAAUGAAAUUUGUAUGAGGAAUUAAAACAAGCAAUGACACUGAAAUAAAAUACUUGGACUGGUGAUUUAAUAGCUCUGCCACAAGCAGAACACACACAUCACAAACACAUAUGAAUCAAUGACACUGUUGUCAUUCUUCCACACUGCCUUUGUGUAGUAAAACACAAUUUGUAACUCUAUACUUCUUUCCACUUUUAGCCUGUAACAGAUCCAGCCAGGUCCCUAGAUGCAUUUACCGUGUCAGCGGUGUAGAGUGGCCCUGUAAUGAAAGAGGCCGCACAUACACACAAACACAUGUAGACGUCUGGAAUAGACUCUUAUCUAAUCAUCUCUAUGGGGUUUAUGAUUGAGCAUAAUUCGAUGCUACGCACAGACUCACAGAAAUAGCCAGAAGAAACCAAAGGUCCCUCUCUUAUCUUUAAUUUAACUUUAUUACAUGGACACAGUCACACAGAAUGAUUUCCUGGUGGCUGUGAAAGUUACUCUGUUAUAUAUGACCGGCGGCGGCCGGGUAAAUUCCAGCCAUUCCGCCGCCUGUUUGGGAGGAAGAGGAGGAGGGAGACAGAGCGAGGGUUUGAAGAAACCGAACUUAAACCCAGCCACUCCACUGGUGAUGUGUGCAAUGGGGUGGUCUCAGGCCUGGAGGAGUCCAAUCAGCAUCUAAGAGAGCUAAAUCCCCUGGGGUCUCGAGCUUUUUCACACGAGAGCGUCUUCAUCCCUGAGGAUUCUAUAGAGAAGCCGUGCUCAGAACUGACCAUGUCUCAAGAGAACGUCUCAGACAAAGUCAGGAACCUACAAAGACAGAUAGCUCAUAAUAUAAAGUUUGGUCAGAAACCUCCCUCACUAAGAAAAAGUGAAGGAGAUGAAGGUAGCUCAGAUGAGGAAGAAGUACCAAGAAGUCCAUUGCGAGUCCUGGCACAGGUGGAGCCAGAGCCACAGGACACCAAAGCCAGGGAAAAAGUUUCAUCUGCUACCCAUGAUGUGGUUCACUAUAGGACCCCUGUGAAGUCCCCUCGCACAAAGCGGCCUCCUCCCCCUGGUACAAUUGAAUCAAUUAACCUAGAUGCUGUUCCCCAGUCAGCUCCACGCUUGGACAACACUGCUGCCAAACAUAAACUCUCUGUCAAACCCAAAAACCAGCGAGUGUCACGCAAGCACCGCAGAUUCACACAGGAGUUUCUGGAGGUGGAUAUUUCAGCAGUUCUGCAGGAAGAGGCAGAUGUGCAGGAACUUGCAGAAGAAACAGGAGUUUGGAGAGAAGCGCAUGUAAGAAGUCACUGGACCAGAGACGAUCAAGAGCUUCCAGAAAAAUCUAAGAAGCAGAGACUUCAUGAGGAGGAGCAGGAGCAUCUGGAGCUUCAGAGAAUCCAGGAGCAAGAGAAGCAGAGAAGGAGAGAAGAAGAAAGAAGAGCUGAGGAACUGAGACUGGAACAGGAGACAAUGCGUAGAAAACAGGAAGAAUUUCAGCAAAGGGAGGAAGAGGAGCGAAGGCAGUGGGAAGAAGACAGAAGGAAGGAAGAAGAUGAAAGAAGAAAGAGGGAGGAGGAGCAACGCUUGAGGGAGGUGGAAGAGAGGAAGAGACACGAGGAAGAAGAAAGAAAAAAGAGAGAAGAAGAGAGAAGGAGAGCAGAGGAAGAAAGAAGACAGCAGGAUCUCAUAGCAGAGCGCCUUCGCCUGGAGGAGGAAAGGAGAAAGAAAGAAUUGGAGGAGCAGAAAAGAAAAGAGGAGGAGGCAGAAAAACUAAGGCUUUGGGAGUUAGAGGAAAAACAGCACAGAGAAGAAGAAGAAGCACGCCUUUAUGAGGAAGAAAGAAAGCAGCAAGAAGAAGAGGAGGCUAAGAUGAAAAGAUUGGCUGAUGAAAAGAAAAGGAAGGAAGAGGAUAAAAGAAAGAGACAGCAAGAGGAAAUGAGAGCUGCUGAGGAGCACUCCACAUCCUCUGAUCCAGAGUGGAAGAGGAAAGCAGAGGAGCUGCGAUGGAGGGAGAUGGAAGAGAGGCAAAGACCUUUCACCUUCAAAGUGUCCUCGGGUGAAAAGCAAAUCCUAUUUCAGAAGGUCAAUCUAACACCAGUUACCCCAAUACCUGCUCAGCAGGGUGAAACAGCUGCUGAAAUCAGGGAAGGCACUGCAGGAGUUCCUGAUUCACCGACUUUAUCUUCAUCCUUGUACGUUCCUCAUACUGCUAUACUAGUGACUGGAGCUCAGUUGUGUGGUACGGCAGUAAAUCUGGAUCAGAUAAAAGACACAGCCUGUAAGUCUCUGCUUGGUCUCUCUGAGGACAAAAAAGCCUUUGGGACACCAGCAAUGAAGAACAAGACAUCACCAGAUCGCAAAUCUGGAAAAACCAAAUCUUUAAAUGAAUCCUCUUUAUCUGCAGACCAGUCUAGUGCUGCUGUCCUGGCAGAGUGGGCCAGUAUACGAUCCAAGAUUUUUAAAGGUGGACUAGAGGGAAAAUACCAGGAAUACCCAGACAGACAAGUGCAGAGCCAAACAAGUGAAGACAUCAACGAGCCACCAUUCUCUCACACCAAUCUCAGGAAGACUGUGUCAGCAAGUGCUAAGUUUUCCAUCACUCCAGCCAGAAAGAAGUUUGCUGACUCCAGUAGAAAUUCUGAGGUCUUUAGUCAAGAAGAAACAGAAGCAGGUAGGAGGGAAUUACCUUCUACAGAUUCUGCUACUAGCCAGAAUCUCCAUUCACCUUCCUCUGCCAGCAAAGGUCAAAAUAAGGGAGGAAAGAUGGUCCGUAUCUCAGACAGUACAGAAGAAUGCAAGUUUGCCAAAGACCUCCCUUCCUUCCUGGUUCCAAGUCUGCCACAUGGAUCCCAGAAAGCUCCAACAUCUGAAACAGGACCCCUGAGCCAGGUGGAAUCAGAGGACUCGGACAGAAAGGAUUAUGGGGAACAGAGAGACCAGAGUGGUGAUGAGAGGCCCUCACCAUUUGGUAUCAAGCUGAGGAGGACCAAUUACUCCCUUCGUUUUCAUAGUGAGCAAUCCACAGAGAAAAGGAAGAAAAGGUAUAGUGCAGGUGACAGUUUUGAAGGAGUACCAGUGCCCCUCACCUCUACUGACCAAUACUCUGACAAUUCUGUAUUCUCUGAGAAGACCAGUAUCACGACUCCACUUGGAGAGAGCGGAAUCAAAUUCCAAGGAAUCUCCAUUGUAGAGUCGCGCUCCAGGCCUGGUAGAAAUGCUCCCUCUUCAGCAUGUAAUGAACGUGACAAACUCAUCUCUAAGCCCCCAAUUUAUCAGAAACCAGCCACAUUUCCCAAACCAUCUGAUGGUGCCACACCUCCACCUUCUCCACUACCUAAACCUAGUAGAAGGACUUCUGGGGAGAUGCUCUCCCAGAGAUCAGGUGGGCCAGAAUUGGCAGCCUCUGAAGAGCACAUUGAUCAAAAGUUAGAGCCCUCAGAAUCCAUGCCGUGUCAGAGGAAUGGUCAGGGUGAUGAUGAGCCAAAAGAAAAGAAGUCCUUCUUUCCAUCCAUCAGCAUCCCAUGGAGGGAGAAAACAGACCGGAGGGCUGAACUCAUAAGAAGAGAAAAGCCCUCUCUGCAGAGCAGGCAUUCCUUAGAUGGCUCAAGAACACAGGAGAAGGAGACAGGACCAUUAUGGAUCACUCUGGCUUUGCAGAAACAGAAGGGUUUUAGAGAGCAGCAGCAAAGCAGAGAGGAAAGGAAGAACCAGAGAGAAGCCAAGCUGGCUGAGAAACAAGCCAGGGACCGAGAAAGUGGUGGAAUAGUGAGCCCUACAGAGGGUAAGGGGAAUGGAAACUCCAGUACUCCUAAGGCACAAACCCCAGAGGAGAACAAGAGACCAGACACAUUACUGACUCGCUUUGAACGCCGUGACAACUUGAAGAAGGCCAACACCCUACCCACUUCUGUCACAGUUGAGAUAGCAGACUCUACCCCAUCACCCCCAGCAGCAAAGGACAUAACAAAGCGCUUCCCACCUAGUGAUACUCCACAGGUUUCCACUGAACCAGCUUGGCUUGCUCUUGCCAAGCGUAAGGCCAAAGCAUGGAGCGACUGCCCACAGAUCAUCAAGUGAUAUGUAUAACUUUGACUUCUAUAAGGGAAACAAGCUUCUAGUCAGCUGUGUCAUUCACAGGGUAUCAUUUCACCAUACUCAUGACCAUUCACAAAAUACCACAUUACCUGUAAAACUUCAUUCACUUUUUUUUUGUGCCAUUUUCACCCCACAGAAUGGGUAGCAAGGGGCAUGUAUUUCUAAAAGAUUGAUAUAAUUGUAAAAUUAUGUAAAAUGGUCCAUAACUAUAGUGAUGUGUUCAGACAUACCGUUGUUCAAACAUACAAUUCUGGAUUCGAGCGACGGACAUGAAAAGCAAAGCUUCUCAAUUUAACUCAAGAAAAUCAUUUACAUUUUUAAAAAUUUGUAUUAAAGUAAAAAAAAAAAAAACACCAGACCAGCUUUCAAGUGUAUAUCUUCUAGGCACAACCCGGGAAUCUAAGCCCAGAAGACCUAUUGCUAGCAAAUCAUUUGUCCGAAUAUAUAAGGCAUGCGUAGUAUACAAAGAAAUAUUGCUAAAACAAAUGAGUCACAUCUUCUUUAACAGUUUGUGAUAAAUUCUUUGGGGAGUCUUUUAAGAACUCACUCAAGGGCUAAAGUUGCACAGUAGGUGUCACCAUAACAAACAUCCUACUUCACCCCCUGAUAUGUGUUACAAGCAUGAACUUCAGAACUGGCUACUGUUUUUGUAUUUUUUUUUUUAAAGUCUAGAUUCUGGUCCUGACAUUUCAAAAAUGUAUUUGUUAAAUUGUCUUAACACCCCUUGUCUAAUAUGGACAAGGUUAAUUCUCAUUUUCUUUGUGACUAUUAACCUAUUUGAUAUCUUGGCCAAGAUUUUCACUGUGUGACAAAUGACUGCUGUCAUUUAAGCUGUCACUGAAAAUUAACAUAAUGAUGACAGUCACUGUGUUUACUUAUGUAAAUAACUUACAUAGUAAAUGUUAUUAAUGACACUUCUGUUCAACCACCAUGUUAAAUCAUUUCACUGGAAACCAUUAACCAAAUGUUAAUGAACUAUUUGCUUCUUGCACAGUGUUUAUGCCCUCCAGUUUCUUUGGAAAUAUUUCUCUGGAACACAGACUGCUUGCUUGCUGUAAUAGAAACACUAUUAUCCUGUAGCUUGUCCUAGCUCUUCUUGUAUCAGACAUUAAAAGCAAGUCAGUGGGAGAUCAGUGCUUUAAAAAAAAUCCUGCCGGGGGAAGACUAAAUAAUGACUUUGCAGAGGAAAGGACAUUAUUCUCUGAAAUAACAACAGCUUCGAACUCAUAGAAAGCCUUGAUCUCCCAGCAAAACACCAACCCCCUCUACUUACCGUAAUAUUUUGUAUGUAUGUAUGUAAUGUAUGUAGGUAUUUAUGUACAGACGUGGACUGAACUGCACUGUGUUCCUUUGAAGAUCCCUGAGUUCCGUCGCUUUGUUUUUAAUUUGAUUGUGUGCAAACGUGUAGCGUCAAACCAGUGUUGUAUGUAACAUUGAAAUAAAAGCAGUUUGUUGGUA
This is a messenger RNA of Pangasianodon hypophthalmus (striped catfish), 11529 nucleotides long. It is a transcript of the gene cracd, whose product is annotated as capping protein inhibiting regulator of actin dynamics. Bases 6763 to 10053 code for a protein of 1096 amino acids. Gene Ontology annotation, biological process: maintenance of gastrointestinal epithelium; negative regulation of barbed-end actin filament capping. The transcript is spliced from 9 exons. NCBI's taxonomy places the organism in Eukaryota, Metazoa, Chordata, Actinopteri, Siluriformes, Pangasiidae. The record is from RefSeq and is a predicted model, not a curated record.